Messenger RNA from Carlito syrichta (Philippine tarsier), 348 nucleotides. Its product is annotated as protein FAM166A-like. The transcript is spliced from 2 exons. NCBI's taxonomy places the organism in Eukaryota, Metazoa, Chordata, Mammalia, Primates, Tarsiidae. The annotation marks the transcript as partial. The record is from RefSeq and is a predicted model, not a curated record.
GGUCGGAAGCCCUACAAGAACUUUGAGAUCCUGGGCCGGCUGCCGCCCCAGGAGGUGGACGCCCAGGAGCCGCCAGAGGUGGAGAACAGGUCCAGACAGGUGCUGCUGCCCGCAGGCCUCAUGCCCUACUUCCCCUACCCGCCGUGCCCGCCAGGCAGGAAGGGGGACUCCAGAGAUCUGGGGCACCCGGGCCUGCGCCUGGCAUACGGGGAAGAGGCUUGGAAGAGCACCACCCCCGCCCACGAGGCCCCCGGACGGAGCCAGCUGUACCACUGCAGAAGGGACGAGCGCUGGCCCCCCGGCCCCCAGCAGGAGGCUCUCGAUGUGGGCAGGUUCCAGCGGCUGCCG